CCUUUGCUGCUGCAACCCGUUCAUAGAGGUCCAAGGCGAAAACGUGUAGGCGGGGUUUUGUAAUUUAAGGUCGUGUCGGCACUUUGUUGGUGUGCUGGUUGCGGAGUCCUGGGACAAAUGGAGCGCAUCGCAGGCGUCUGCUCUGCCCUCCACGCCUCAGGAGCAGCCGGAAUGGUUGGUGGAAUCCUGAAGGAGCUGCCGGCACAGCUUCUUGCUGGAAACCUCCAUCAGGCUACCAACCGGGCGCUGGCAGCGGCGGCUGUUUGCCUUCAGCCUGCUACGCAGCGCCGAUGGAAGUCUACGACUUCUGCGCCGUCGCCGACUUUCUAUUACCAGGAGCUGCUAGAACUUGCUAAGGGGCAGGUUCCAUGGCGCAAGCUGACUGGGGACCACGUGUCCGUGACGGAGGUAGCUGGCAAGAAGAUUCUUGAGGUUGCCCCUGAGGCCCUGACGCUGCUCUCCGACACCGCCAUGCGGGACGUGGCGCACCUGCUGCGCCCCGGCCACCUGCAGCAGCUCGCCAACAUCCUCAAGGACCCUGAGGCGUCCUCCAACGACCGCUUCGUGGCGACUGAGCUGCUCAAGAACGCCAACAUCGCCUCCAGCUUCGUGCUGCCCAGCUGCCAGGACACGGGUACCGCCACCGUGAUGGGCAAGCGCGGCCAGUACGUGUGGACGGACGGACGCGACGAGGAGGCGCUCAGCAAGGGUAUCUUCCGCGCCUACACCAGCACCAACCUGCGCUAUUCCCAGGUUGCCCCUCUGGACAUGUUCACUGAAAAGAACACCGGCACCAACCUACCCGCGCAAAUCGACCUGUUCGCCGCGCCCGGCAACACCUACGACUUCCUCUUUGUCGCCAAGGGCGGCGGCUCCGCCAACAAGACGGGUCUGUACCAGCAGACCAAGGCGCUGCUGAACGAGGCCUCCCUCAGCGCCUUCCUGCUGGACAAGGUGAAGAGCCUGGGCACCGCCGCCUGCCCGCCCUACCACCUGGCGGUCGUCAUCGGCGGCCUGUCCGUGGAGCAGAACAUGAAGCUCGUGAAGCUGGCCAGCUGCAGGUACCUGGACACCUUGCCCACGAGCGGCAACGCGUACGGCCGGGCCUUCCGUGACCUGGAGUGGGAGGAGCGCGUCCUCAAGAUGACCCGCGAGCUGGGCAUUGGUGCGCAGUUCGGCGGCAAGUACUUCUGCCACGACGUGCGUGUCAUCCGCCUGCCCCGCCACGGCGCCUCCUGCCCCGUCGGCGUCGGCGUUUCUUGCUCUGCUGAUCGCCAGGUGAUGGGCAAGAUCACCGGCGAGGGUGUCUUCUUGGAGGCGCUGGAGCGCAACCCCGGCCAGUACCUGCCUGAGGUCAAGGAGGACCAGCUGAGCAAGGACGUCGUUAAGGUGAACCUAAACCAGCCCAUGAGCGAGAUCCGCGCGCAGCUGAGCAAGUACCCUGUGAAGACGCGUCUGAGCCUGACUGGCACGCUGGUGGUGGCCCGCGACAUUGCCCACGCCAAGCUGCAGGAGCGUCUGGCUGCCGGCCAGGGCCUGCCGCAGUACGCCAAGGACCACAUCAUCUACUACGCCGGCCCCGCCAAGACGCCCGAGGGCUACGCCAGCGGCAGCUUCGGCCCCACCACCGCCGGCCGCAUGGACAGCUAUGUGGACGCCUUCCAGGCGGCUGGCGGCUCCAUGGUGACUCUGGCCAAGGGCAACCGCAGCAAGGUGGUCACCGAGGCCUGCAAGAAGCACGGCGGCUUCUACCUGGGCUCCAUUGGUGGCCCUGCCGCCAUCCUGGCCCAGAAGUGCAUCAAGAAGGUGGAGGUGCUGGAGUACCCCGAGCUGGGCAUGGAGGCCGUGUGGCGCAUCGACGUGGAGGACUUCCCCGCCUUCAUUGUGGUGGACGACAAGGGCAACGACUUCUUCAAGGCCUGGCAGGCGUAAGCACCAGCUGGCCAUGCAAGUCGGCGGUGUUUGAUUGGGACCGACGUGAGCCAUGCUGUGAUGUUGGUGGUUUGGUUUCAGCGUCGCUGAGACACUGGCUUAAGUGAUUAAUAUUGUUUGUGUGGACCAACUGAACAGUAAGCACCGUAAUGGUGGGAUACGAUCAUCAGUGACGUGGAAGUACCACGCUAGUGUUUUUUCACUACUUUUGUGAUCUCUUUUGUGACAUGUUCAUCGGGUGACAUCACCUUGCGCUAACAAGACAUCAACCACGCGGAACCAAACGGGACCUUCGCACUCUUCCCCAGCCUUCAAUUCUUUCGCAGGGUAUGUAAUCUCCCGCAUCCAUAAAGCGACAA
Molecule: messenger RNA, 2291 nt
Organism: Astrephomene gubernaculifera
Lineage: Eukaryota; Viridiplantae; Chlorophyta; Chlorophyceae; Chlamydomonadales; Astrephomenaceae
Source: the annotation of a GenBank genome assembly